Megalops cyprinoides (Indo-Pacific tarpon) is the source of this 609-nucleotide messenger RNA. RefSeq lists its product as uncharacterized. The transcript is spliced from 4 exons. The record is from RefSeq and is a predicted model, not a curated record. Lineage: Eukaryota; Metazoa; Chordata; Actinopteri; Elopiformes; Megalopidae. Bases 1 to 609 code for a protein of 202 amino acids.
AUGAAGCAUUCUACUCCUCAUGUGUGUGCGCGGUGUGAGACUCCGUGUCGGUGGAGACGGGUGACCGCGCGCUUCGGAAGGGGAUCUUUUGUUCACUUAAGUGUGGGUGUGCGUGUGCAGACAUUGAGUCACCUGAGGUUGUUUCACUUAUUUGUGCUUCACCAUUUUGCAGUGUGUGAAUGUCGGCUACGGUCACGUGUGCUUGGUUGGUCCCUUUCCGAUCCCGACAUCCCCAUCACUCCCCCCAAGCUACAGCUUCUGCCCCCCUCUCCCCUGGAGGUGAGGAAUAAGAGGACAGUCACCUUGGUGUGUGUGGCCACAGAAUUCUACCCUGACCACAUCAGUGUGUCCUGGCAGCAGAACAGAGUGGCCAUCAGGAAGGGCAGUGGGACAGACUAUGCCACUCUGCAAGGUGAAUCCACAAAGACCUACAGCAUCAGCAGCAGGCUCUGGGUCCCUGCCCGCACCUGGCUGAACCCCAAAAACUCCUUCACCUGUGUCACCAGCUUGUUCAAUGGGACCCGUUACCUGACCAAUGAAGAGCCCGUUAAUGGGGAAGAAAAGCUGAAUGGAGAGAAGCACCCCACAUUAGAGUGUGACAAAUCCUGA